Lachancea lanzarotensis is the source of this 381-nucleotide messenger RNA. RefSeq names its product LALA0S04e01882g1_1 (gene PGA2). The coding region runs from base 1 to 381 and encodes 126 amino acids. The transcript has a single exon. Gene Ontology annotation, biological process: protein transport. Lineage: Eukaryota; Fungi; Ascomycota; Saccharomycetes; Saccharomycetales; Saccharomycetaceae. The record is from RefSeq and is a predicted model, not a curated record.
AUGGAACUUCUGGAUAACGCCUACCAAACCCUUUACGCUUCUGUUGCAAGUCUGGAUGCCCAACGGAUCAUUCGUCUCGUCAUCAUCGUCGGAGGCUACGCUCUGUUGAGAAACCUUGCCCAAAGACACUUGGCCAAGAGACAACUGGACAGGAAGGUACGUGAAGGUCAACUCGCAAAGGAUGAAAAACGAGUUGAAGAACUCGUUGACGAUCCCAACAGUGCCCAAUCCGCCGAAAGUAACGCCUUCGGAUGGGGUAACAAGACCCGUCAAAGAGUGAAAAGGCAGGAAAAGCUAUUGGAAGAACGAAUUGAGGAACUACAGAAAUACCAAGGUAAUCUGGAUGAUGACCAGGAUAUUGCUGACCUGCUCGAGGAUUGA